This is a messenger RNA of Ricinus communis (castor bean), 1522 nucleotides long. Its product is annotated as replication termination factor 2. Bases 182 to 1309 code for a protein of 375 amino acids. Gene Ontology annotation, cellular component: nucleus. Lineage: Eukaryota; Viridiplantae; Streptophyta; Magnoliopsida; Malpighiales; Euphorbiaceae. The record is from RefSeq and is a predicted model, not a curated record. Gene Ontology annotation, molecular function: protein binding. Gene Ontology annotation, biological process: site-specific DNA replication termination at RTS1 barrier; mitotic DNA replication termination. The transcript has a single exon.
UAACAAAGUCGGCGACUCCCGCGAUCACGAGCCUUUAAAAUUAAAUUGUCUCUCUCUCUCUCUCUCUCUCUCUCUCUCUCCCCAAUUCGAACCUCAAAAUACCCAAAAUCAAAACCUGAAACGCAGCAAUUUCAACCAAUUCAUACUCCAAUUAAUUGAAACCCAUUUACCGUCGCGAAAAAUGAAACAGAAGCUCCAGCAGAUCUUCCUUCAAUUACCGAAUUCUAAACUACAAACCCUAACCCUAGAUUCCACCCAAAUUCUAACCCUCCACGAUCUCAAGCUUUCUCUUUUUCCCAACAACCAUCAAAAUUUGUCAUCUUUCUUCUUCACACUCAAUGGAAAACCCCUCCUCGAUUCAACACCUAUUCCAAAUCCCCAAAUUACCUCUCUUUCCACCCUAGUGUUACACUCCCGUCUCCCCGGUGGCGGUGGGGAUGGCGGCGCUACAGGGGCUGAGUCACGCGAUUGCUAUCUCAAUAUGUAUGCAGAGAAAAAGCCCGAUAAAGUUGACCCAAAUGAGCAAAGACUCUCUAAAUGGCUCAAUUGUGCUCUCUCUAAUGAGCCCUUGAUGCAGCCUUGUGUAAUCGAUAAGCUUGGUAAUGUAUUUAACAAGGAAGCACUGGUAGAGGCUUUGAUUGGUAAAAAAUUGCCCAAGGAAUUUGGUUAUAUAAAGGGUUUAAAGGAUAUGAUCAAUAUUAAGUUAGAGCCAAUUCCUGGUGAGAAGGAGGAGCUGUAUGGUGCUAAGUUUCAUUGCCCAAUAUCGGGAUUAGAGUUCAAUGGGAAGUAUAAGUUUUAUGCUUUGAAGAAUUGUGGUCAUGUUUUGAGUGCUAAGGCAUUGAAGGAAGUGAAAUCAUCAGCGUGUCUGGUUUGUUACAAGGAAUUUGAGGAAUUUGAUAAGAUUGUGAUAAAUGGAAGCGAUGAGGAGGUGGCAGAUUUGAGGGAGAGGCUGGAAGAGGAGAGACUAAAAGUCAAGGAUAAGAAGUCAAAGAAGGUGAAGAAGGGGGAAGUGGGUGUUAAUGGAGGAGAUGAUUGUGUGGAUUUGGAUACGUCGCGGUUGAUAGGUAAAAAACAUGGUAUUAGUGAUGAUAAGGGUGUUGAGAAGGUUGUCAGUAAAGUUGUAGGGAGUGGAAAGGUUGAAAAGGUGAAAGGGGUGGGUAAUGGUGGUGCAGUGAAGAAAUUUAAGGCAGCUGAUAUGGCACCUGCUAAUGCUACUAAAGAGGUGUACGCAUCCAUUUUUACUUCUUCAAAGAAGUCAGAUUUCAAGGAGACAUAUAUGUGUAGGUCACUCCCACUUGGAAGGAACUGAUUGUUAAAGGUGUGAGCGCAUAUUGCCUCUUUAAUGAGGUGAUGGUUUAGACUUUCCUUUAUAAGUUGUAACUACAUUUCAUUAUUUGUAAUUGAAAGCACUAUUGUCUUUUGGCUAACCCUUGUGUCAUGCUUUGAUGUAUGGCAAAUCAAAUUUACUAUGUAUGAUUGUGUUUUCUAUCAUGAAGUGUUACUUGGGUGUUUUUCUGUCUCU